Messenger RNA from Symbiodinium sp. CCMP2592, 4341 nucleotides. Lineage: Eukaryota; Dinophyceae; Suessiales; Symbiodiniaceae. The record is from the annotation of a GenBank genome assembly.
AUGGCAGACUCGAAGGUGAAGGACAUGGGCCUGGCCGAGUUCGGCCGUAAGGAGCUCACUCUGGCAGAGCAUGAGAUGCCUGGCCUGAUGGCGGCACGCAAGGAGUUCGGCCCCUCGCAGCCUUUCAAGGGCAUGAACAUCAACGGCUCCCUGCACAUGACCAUCCAGACCGGCGUUCUGAUCGAGACGCUGGCUGCCCUGGGUGCCAAGGUGCGUUGGUGCUCGUGCAACAUCUUCAGCACGCAGGACCACGCAGCGGCUGCCAUCGCCAAGGCAGGCACUUCCACGGUCUUCGCGUGGAAGGGCGAGACGCUGCCCGAGUACUGGUGGUGCACGGAGCAGAUGAUGACCGUGCCGGGAGCUGAUGGCUGCGACCAGCUGGUGGAUGACGGCGGCGAUGCCACUCUGCUGAUCCACAAGGGCAAGGAGUUCGAGGAGAAGUUCGCCAAGGACGGCAGCCUGCCAGAUCCUUCCAGCACGACCAACGCCGAGUUCAAGUGCAUCUUGCAGUUGCUCAGGGACUCGAUCCAGGUGGACAAGACCAAGUACACCCGCAUGGCGGCCAAGUGCAAGGGUGUCAGCGAGGAGACGUUGCGGGUCUUGGGUGCUGGGUGUCAGGAUUUCGGAGCGAUUUGUGAAAGUGCGAAGGAGACCACCACCGGUGUCCACCGCCUGCGCGAAAUGGCGGCCAAGGGCGAGCUGCUCUUCCCGGCCAUCAACGUCAACGACUGCGUUACCAAGAGCAAGUUCGACAACGUGUACGGCUGCCGCCACUCCCUGCCGGACAGCAUCAUGCGCGCCACGGACGUGAUGAUCGGUGGCAAGCGUGCCCUCGUGGCCGGCUACGGCGAUGUCGGCAAGGGCUGCGCCUUCGCCAUGCGCGGAGCCGGCGCACGGGUGCUGAUCACCGAGAUCGACCCCAUCUGCGCGCUGCAGGCGUGCAUGGAGGGCUUCCAGGUCGUGACCCUUGAGGAGUGCGUAGGUGAGGUGGACAUCUUCACCUCCGCCACUGGCAACUUCAAGAUCAUCACCCUGGAGCACAUGAAGAAGAUGAAGAACAACGCCAUCGUGUGCAACAUCGGCCACUUCGACAACGAGAUCGCCAUGGAGGAUCUGGAGAAGUGCCCUGGCAUCAAGGUGGAGAACAUCAAGCCGCAGGUGGAUCGCUUCGUCUUCCCGGAUGGCCACGGCGUGAUCGUGCUGGCCUCCGGCCGCCUUGUGAACCUUGGCUGUGCCACGGGCCACCCUUCCUUCGUGAUGUCUUGCUCUUUCACCAACCAGGUGCUGGCCCAGUUGGACAUCCUGGAGAACUGCACCAAGGCUAAGAACUACAAGAACGAUGUGUACCUGCUGCCCAAGAAGCUGGAUGAGAAGGUGGCCGCACUCCACCUGCCGUCCCUGGGUGCCAGCAUGACGAAGCUGAGCAAGGAGCAGUCCGACUACAUCGGCGUGCCUGUUGAGGGGCCUUUCAAGCCGGUGAAGGACAUGGGCCUGGCAGAGUUCGGCCGUAAGGAGCUCACUCUGGCAGAGCAUGAGAUGCCUGGCCUGAUGGCGGCACGCAAGGAGUUCGGCCCCUCGCAGCCUUUCAAGGGCAUGAACAUCAACGGCUCCCUGCACAUGACCAUCCAGACCGGCGUUCUGAUCGAGACGCUGGCUGCCCUGGGUGCCAAGGUGCGUUGGUGCUCGUGCAACAUCUUCAGCACGCAGGACCACGCAGCGGCUGCCAUUGCCAAGGCAGGCACUUCCACGGUCUUCGCGUGGAAGGGCGAGACGCUGCCCGAGUACUGGUGGUGCACGGAGCAGAUGAUGACCGUGCCGGGAGCUGAUGGCUGCGACCAGCUGGUGGAUGACGGCGGCGAUGCCACUCUGCUGAUCCACAAGGGCAAGGAGUUCGAGGAGAAGUUCGCCAAGGACGGCAGCCUGCCAGAUCCUUCCAGCACGACCAACGCCGAGUUCAAGUGCAUCUUGCAGUUGCUCAGGGACUCGAUCCAGGUGGACAAGACCAAGUACACCCGCAUGGCGGCCAAGUGCAAGGGUGUCAGCGAGGAGACGUUGCGGGUCUUGGGUGCGGGGUGUCAGGAUUUCGGAGCGAUUUGUGAAAGUGCGAAGGUUUGCGUGAGGCUUCGGGGUUUUCAUCAUUUUGGCGUGUUGGCUCUGAGCGGGUAUGGUGCCAACCAGCAGGAGACCACCACCGGUGUCCACCGCCUGCGCGAAAUGGCGGCCAAGGGCGAGCUGCUCUUCCCGGCCAUCAACGUCAACGACUGCCGGUUCUUUUUGUUGUGUGAUUGUGACUGCGUUACCAAGAGCAAGUUCGACAACGUGUACGGCUGCCGCCACUCCCUGCCGGACAGCAUCAUGCGCGCCACGGACGUGAUGAUCGGCGGCAAGCGUGCCCUCGUGGCCGGCUACGGCGAUGUGGGCAAGGGCUGCGCCUUCGCCAUGCGCGGAGCCGGCGCACGGGUGCUGAUCACCGAGAUCGACCCCAUCUGCGCAUUGCAGGCGUGCAUGGAGGGCUUCCAGGUCGUGACCCUUGAGGAGUGCGUGGGUGAGGUGGACAUCUUCACCUCCGCCACUGGCAACUUCAAGAUCAUCACCCUGGAGCACAUGAAGAAGAUGAAGAACAACGCCAUCGUGUGCAACAUCGGCCACUUCGACAACGAGAUCGCCAUGGAGGAUCUGGAGAAGUGCCCUGGCAUCAAGGUGGAGAACAUCAAGCCGCAGGUGGAUCGCUUCGUCUUCCCGGAUGGCCACGGCGUGAUCGUGCUGGCCUCCGGCCGCCUUGUGAACCUUGGCUGUGCCACCGGCCACCCUUCCUUCGUGAUGUCUUGCUCUUUCACCAACCAGGUGCUGGCCCAGUUGGACAUCCUGGAGAACUGCACCAAGGCUAAGAACUACAAGAACGAUGUGUACCUGCUGCCCAAGAAGCUGGAUGAGAAGGUGGCCGCACUCCACCUGCCGUCCCUGGGUGCCAGCAUGACGAAGCUGAGCAAGGAGCAGGCCGACUACAUCGGCGUGCCUGUUGAGGGGCCUUUCAAGCCGGGCAUGAACAUCAACGGCUCCCUGCACAUGACCAUCCAGACCGGCGUUCUGAUCGAGACGCUGGCUGCCCUGGGUGCCAAGGUGCGUUGGUGCUCGUGCAACAUCUUCAGCACGCAGGACCACGCAGCGGCUGCCAUCGCCAAGGCAGGCACUUCCACGGUCUUCGCGUGGAAGGGCGAGACGCUGCCCGAGUACUGGUGGUGCACGGAGCAGAUGAUGACCGUGCCGGGAGCUGAUGGCUGCGACCAGCUGGUGGAUGACGGCGGCGAUGCCACUCUGCUGAUCCACAAGGGCAAGGAGUUCGAGGAGAAGUUCGCCAAGGACGGCAGCCUGCCAGAUCCUUCCAGCACGACCAACGCCGAGUUCAAGUGCAUCUUGCAGUUGCUCAGGGACUCGAUCCAGGUGGACAAGACCAAGUACACCCGCAUGGCGGCCAAGUGCAAGGGUGUCAGCGAGGAGACCACCACCGGUGUCCACCGCCUGCGCGAAAUGGCGGCCAAGGGCGAGCUGCUCUUCCCGGCCAUCAACGUCAACGACUGCGUUACCAAGAGCAAGUUCGACAACGUGUACGGCUGCCGCCACUCCCUGCCGGACAGCAUCAUGCGCGCCACGGACGUGAUGAUCGGCGGCAAGCGUGCCCUCGUGGCCGGCUACGGCGAUGUGGGCAAGGGCUGCGCCUUCGCCAUGCGCGGAGCCGGCGCACGGGUGCUGAUCACCGAGAUCGACCCCAUCUGCGCGCUGCAGGCGUGCAUGGAGGGCUUCCAGGUCGUGACCCUUGAGGAGUGCGUGGGUGAGGUGGACAUCUUCACCUCCGCCACUGGCAACUUCAAGAUCAUCACCCUGGAGCACAUGAAGAAGAUGAAGAACAACGCCAUCGUGUGCAACAUCGGCCACUUCGACAACGAGAUCGCCAUGGAGGAUCUGGAGAAGUGCCCUGGCAUCAAGGUGGAGAACAUCAAGCCGCAGGUGGAUCGCUUCGUCUUCCCGGAUGGCCACGGCGUGAUCGUGCUGGCCUCCGGCCGCCUUGUGAACCUUGGCUGUGCCACCGGCCACCCUUCCUUCGUGAUGUCUUGCUCUUUCACCAACCAGGUGCUGGCCCAGUUGGACAUCCUGGAGAACUGCACCAAGGCUAAGAACUACAAGAACGAUGUGUACCUGCUGCCCAAGAAGCUGGAUGAGAAGGUGGCCGCACUCCACCUGCCGUCCCUGGGUGCCAGCAUGACGAAGCUGAGCAAGGAGCAGGCCGACUACAUCGGCGUGCCUGUUGAGGGGCCUUUCAAGCCGGACACGUACCGCUACUAA